AUGUCGAUGUCAUUCCGGUGCGCCCGCCCCGAGGCCUUGUUCCAGAAGGUGUUCGGCGACCUGACGGUGCGUGACGCCGCAAUGCCGCUGCUGAUCCCGUGCUACGACAUGGCGAGUGCAGUGCCGUUCGUGUUCUCUCGCGCCGACGCCGUGGAGGCCGACGCGUUCGACUUCCUGCUAUGGGGUGGAGCGUCCGCUGCUGUGGCCAACCCGACGGCCGUGGCGCUCACGCACGUGCUCCACAACAAGCGCGAGUUCCCUUUCACUACCGGCAUGGCCGACCUCGUGGUGCUGUCCCUCGGCGGGAGCGCACCGGGCGCCGCCUCCUCGCUGGGUCGCCCCUCGUCCUCCAGCCUCCUGCGCAUCGCCGGAGCCUGCCAGGCCGACAUGGUUGACCAGGCCGUGUCGAUGGCGUUCGAGGAGAGGAGAGCGACCAACUACGUUCGCAUCUAG
Molecule: messenger RNA, 453 nt
Organism: Miscanthus lutarioriparius
Lineage: Eukaryota; Viridiplantae; Streptophyta; Magnoliopsida; Poales; Poaceae
Source: the annotation of a GenBank genome assembly